AUUUUAAGAAAUUUGACAUCAUUUUUUUUUUACGAAUUGAUAUAUUUUUUAACUGGCAUCAGCCUAAAUAUACACCUACGAUUGGAUUCUUAGAUACGUUAUUCACGUAUUGUCAAUAUUGAACAGGAUACAAUGAACGUAAGUUACCAAUGUAACAAAGAUAAUACUUUGUCAAAAGAUAGACUAGAUUUUUUUUUUUACUUUUUCACUUUCCUUUUCUAUAUCAUACUUUCAUGAACGAAAGAACUGUUUCAUAGACAUAGAUAAAUCUUGCAUAAACCUACACGAACAUAUAAAUUUGACGUCAUCGACUUUGAGGACACCAGAAGGAAAAAAAAAGAAUUACGGAUAAUUGUGCAAUUAUCUUCUCGUCUACACCCAGAUUUACUUUUACGUAUAUAUAUAUCUAUAUAUAUAUAUAUAUAUAUACCUUAUCACAAAUGUAACGAAAAAAGUUUUUACACUUUCGUAAACGAACAAAGGUGAGACUUUAUAAGCAAGUGUUUCAAUUUUUACGAAGGGAGUCUUUCGUUAAACUCAUUAGUGACAAGUCAUAUCGAUGGAAUCAAUAAUUGUGAAUAAAAUUUUAUUAAUAGUUUUAUUAUUGAAUAAUUACAGUGUCAAUGGAAUUCUCGGAGAAGUAAUUAUAAUUGAUAAAAAAGUGCCGAUAAAAAAUGGUGAACUUGAACAAAAAAUUAUUCCUCGAGAUGUUUAUCAAUGGAAACCAUUGGAUAUUGAAAUCGAAACUCCUUGGGAAAACAGGACUACAAUCGGUAUUUUUAAGGAUACGGGUUGUGUAAUUCGAAAAAAAUUAUCUCUUGAAGAUAAUCAAAAUUUUAGGUACUGUUUGAAAAAUAAACAACUUCAUGUCAAGAAGGAAAAAGAUCUUUUUCUGCGUAUCAAUCUCGUCAAUAGAUCCACGAAAUUAGUCGAGAAAACAACGGAGAAAAUUCCCAGAAGAAGUGAAAUAAACAAAGCUGAAAGAAAUGAAAACAUUAUCAAUAAAAAUUGUAGGAUUUACCUUGACCUAUACUGCGAAAACGUGGUGAAAAACGUGACUUCUUUUAAUUACCGAAAGUGGCUUUUUUAUCCAGUAAAAAUUGAUAAUCAAAAUGACGAUGCAGAUUUAACGUAUAAAAAUUCUAUUCAUAGAAUCAACUCUAGUGGUUACGAGAAAAUGAAAUUUGACGUUAACGAAUCAACGAUCGAAAUUCGUAUCUUAGUAAAAGGAAAUUUGUCCUUCAUUAGUAUUGAAAUACCAAUCGACAGCAAGUGGUAUAAUACUGAGCCAACAACUUUAUCGUUGGCACGAACGGACGACGAUUCAGGAGGGUUGGAAAUAGUGGCGCUGAAUGCUCCACCGGGUGGUUGGCUCUUGAAACUCAUUGGGGAGGGAGCUUCAAAGUAUUCGUUUCUCGUGGAAAAAAAAAUAAUUCGAUGUAAUAUUAAUAGGAACAAUACUAAGCUCGAUGAAAAUUAUUCGAUGAAAUUUCACAAUGAUAAUGACUCGGAUUAUAGGAAAUACGAAGAAAAUAAACAAGGAUUCAACAACGUUGAAACUUUCGAUGAACUUUCUCAGAAUAGUCAAGAAAUCGUUCUCAACGAUGAAUCGUCAGAAUUUGUAGAAAUUAGAGGUAAACGAAACGAGCCUGAAGUGAAUGUGGAAAAUUUGCAUGUUCCGUUAUCAUCGAUUCAAACAGAUCAAGGUGAAAGAGUUCGGUCUAGAUCGUUAAACGAUCGAUCAAGUAAAAUUAUUUUUGAGAAUGACGACGUUAACAAGGCUAAUAUCAACGUAUCGAGAAUGAUACAAAAUAUUAACACUCAAGAACUUUCAAAUGAAUAUGCAAGACUUGGAGACGACGAGAAAGAAGAAAAGAGAAGGAUCGUUGUGGAAUUAAAUCAAAAUAGUAAUCUUUUCGUAAGACCAGGAACGAUACACAGAAUAGCUUUUGAUGUUACAAAUAAUCAUUAUCAAACAAUUAGAUGUGAUUUCAAAGUUCGAAGUUUACCUCUGAUAGUUGUUAACGUUCAACCGAUUUCCACGUGGAUUUAUGCUGGUCGUACGAUCAACGUGUUCGUCGAUGUUGAAGUACCAAGAGGAACAACCCAAGAUGUUAUCAAUACUUUAACAUUGUACGUACAGGGUUCAGAAAUAACAGAAAAAUCGGUCUACCUCUACGUCGAAGGCAACAUUCCAAACGUCGUCGACGAUACAAAGCCUGCCAUAGAAUACACGUUCAAUAAUAAUUGUGCGAGUAAAUUGAGUAAAGAAAAAUGCACGAAAUCUCGUUGGAGUGUUGACAUUAGAAUUCAAGAUUCUGGAUCUGGUCUGAAAAGUGUUAAAUCAUCUCCGAACGAAGUUUAUCCACGUACUGAGUUUAUAAGUGGUACUAGAAAUCCAGUAACUUUUUAUUAUUCAGCUACUUGUUGCUCCACUCAGGCAAAGAUUACAGCAACCGAUUUAAGAAAUAAUUAUAAUACGUAUACCAUAGAUGUUACAGUUUGGGACAAUUUAUCCGAAGGAGAGAUAGCUGCUAUUAUAGUCGGCGCAUUAUUAAUUCUUCUAAUUAUAAUUUUAAUUAUUAUACUUAUUAUCUUUUGCGUACGUAAAAGGAAAAGCCAUGAUUUGCCAUACACACAACGAUACGGUUCACGAACAACACCUGCACGAGCUGAAAGAACUAGUUUCUGAUUUUAUAUAGUUAAUCAAAGUUUACGUAACUCAACAUUAUAUAAUACUAAUUUCUUAUUAUUUAUAUACAAACGGUAGAGUUACAAUAGUUCUUCGAUCAAACGAUAAAUUUCAAUUUGUCUCAAUUAAAUAGACUUUUAUA
Messenger RNA from Polistes dominula (European paper wasp), 2834 nucleotides. RefSeq lists its product as uncharacterized. NCBI's taxonomy places the organism in Eukaryota, Metazoa, Arthropoda, Insecta, Hymenoptera, Vespidae. The record is from RefSeq and is a predicted model, not a curated record.